ACUGCGCACCAAGUUCAGAGCCGCAUCUGGUUUUUAGCUUCUUCCUGCAACGUACUGCGCGCCAAGUUCAGAGCCGCAUCUGGUUUAGCUUCUUCGUGAAACGUACUGCGCGCCAAGUUCAGAGCCGCAUCUGGUUUAGCUUCUCCGUGCAACGCACUGCGCGCCAAGUUUUCACUGCGAAGUUGCUGCUGCGGCUGCUGACAUCCAGAACUGCGUCAUGCUCGCUUCGCUUCUUCCACGUGGCACCCCCAUGAAAGGGGGGUACGUUGAGAACUAGCAGUGACGUGGCGAAACCUCCGACCACAGAACAGGGAUCGGGCCGCUUGAAGGUCAUACCUCAACGCUUCUGAAGGAGGGUUUUGUGGCAGACGUGGUGCUGAGCGCUGCUGCCUCAGAAGAAGUUGCUGCCUCUUUGUGGAUAGUGAAUGAUACCAUGGCCCGACAAAUAGCGGAUCGGCUUUGCUCCCUGUCUGGGGGGCUCUUCUCGGCAAGAACGACUGGUAGCCUUCUCCCAUUUUCCCCUUCGUUGUCAUCGUCCUCGGCAGGUUCCUCUUCGUCCGCCUCCCCGUCGAGUAAUGCACUGAGGGCUUGUCAGGCAAAGACGACGACCAUCCUUGCAGCGCUCACAGGACGAAAGACGGAGACGGAGCAGUCGCCUUCUUCGAGUUCUUGUGCAAUGUUGCGGAGCGUUGGGAAAACUGAUCGAUGCGGGCUGGUAUCGACAGCGCGGGUGUCGUCGCAAUCUUCUAUGUGGAGUGAGAAUGGACUCAGCACCGUCGGUUCAAGAUGUAGAUCAAUGGUGACGGUGGAUGGACAUCCGAGAAAGGCCUCGGGAUGGAGAUUAAUCCCUGCCGCAGCUGCGAGUUCUGGCGUGGGAGGGGGAGAGAGAGGAGGUAGGGAGGAGUUUCAUGACCAGGAUGAGCCACUGCUGGAAAGAGAGAUAUUGGUUCAACAUCUUCUUGUCAAGGAGGACCAGCUGGCCCUUUUGCUGGAGCUGGAACAGAAGAUAAACCGUGAAGGCGUCGAUCUCAGCGAUCUGGCCCUCGAUUACUCGCUCUGCCCUUCCAAGGAUCAAGGCGGUAUGCUGGGAUGGAUUGGGAGGGGUAAAACUGUGCCGGAAUUCGAGAAGGCCGCUUUCACCGCGCCUCUUAAUAAAGUGGUGAGAGUGAAAACUAAGUUUGGAUGGCAUUUACUGCAGGUGCUGGCCGAGCGCGCAGCCGCCAAAGUUACGGAACUGAGUGUCGUGGAAUUGGAAGGGAAACUCAAGGAGAUAGCUGGCUCCAUUGAUGAUCUGGAGAGGGAGGAUUUUGACCUGCCACAGCUGAUCGAUGUACGAGAACUGGAGGAGAUCGAGCAGGCAUCGUUGCCGUAUUUCCGAGCUUUCCCCCUCAGCCAGUUUGGAAAAUGGGGGCCAUCGGUAACAGAGGCGUUGGAUCAAGAGAAAGAGACGAUCGUUCUCUGCCACCAUGGCGUUCGAUCUUUGCAGAUGGCACAAUGGCUCUGCUCCCAGGGCUUCAUGAAGGUCAGGAACGUGACGGGGGGAAUCGAUGCGUACUCGAGGAAGGUUGACGCAUCCGUUCCAACGUAUUGACGCCCCAACUGAAUGAAUGACAUUCUUACAACAACUCCAUUUCAAUUCCUUUUACUUUGAUGUCAGUUCGAGGUCAUGCCGAUGUCCAUUUGAUGUUCAUUUGAUGUCGACUUGAUGUUGAUUUGAUAUCGAUUUGAUAUCGAUUUGAUUUAAAAAAAAAAAAAAAAAAAAAAAAAAAAAAAAAGAUGUUGAUUUGAUGCGAUUUGUUGUCAAUUUGUUGUCGAUUUGAUGUCAAUUUGAUGUUGAUUUGAUGUUGAUUUGAUGUCAAUUUCAUGUUGAUUUGAUGGUUGUUUGAUGUCGGUUUGAUGUCGAUUUUAUAUGAAUUUGAUGUCAACUGGAUUUCAAUUACAAUCAAACAGAUGUGAAUUCCAUGUCAAUCCCCAUGUCAAUUCAAUUUGGAUUGGGUUUCAGUGUGAUAUCGAUUUGAUUUGAUCUCAAUUGGAUAUCAGCUCACUUCAAGAUGCAUUGUUUAUCAGCGUACAGACAGGGCAACUUUAUGAUUUCUUCAAUCCAAAUGCAGAGUUGUUGAAUUUGGGUGACACAAACACAUAUUAUAACACCAGCGCUGAUGUGUAAACUACUAAGUCUUCUACUUCUUGGCGUAUUACACCAGAGCUGUGUGCCCAUUUCCAGAAAGGAGGAGGCAGUGGAGAAGAGGAGGAGAUGGAAGAAGAAUGUAGCAGUGAGUAUAUGUAGAUCGAGGUUUUUGUACUCUUGCUAGUCAUUAGGUGUUCGGGCCUUUACAACGGUCCCCUUUUGAAUUAACGAUCAUUGUUAGCACCUUUUCAAUCUUUAGUGAGAAGCUUCAUCACAGAUUUCAACCCAGUUUAACUAGAGCCAAAGUAUAUCACAAUGUCAUGGCUCUGACAAAGUCACAGUAGAGCAAAUGGAACUUAGUUAAAGCACCAGUACUUGGCCCAUACAUCGGCCGUGGGCCGUUGUUGUUAACGGCCCGCAACGUCCGGCUUCGGGGUACCAGACCUCAAUGGCUGGAAGCGCCAGCCAAAACAAAGCCGAAAGGGCGCC
Molecule: messenger RNA, 2617 nt
Organism: Chara braunii
Lineage: Eukaryota; Viridiplantae; Streptophyta; Charophyceae; Charales; Characeae
Source: the annotation of a GenBank genome assembly